Molecule: messenger RNA, 9068 nt
Organism: Nylanderia fulva
Lineage: Eukaryota; Metazoa; Arthropoda; Insecta; Hymenoptera; Formicidae
Source: RefSeq, a predicted model, not a curated record
UUUUUUGUCAUCAAUAUAUUUCCGAAUAUCGUCGAAAAAAAAAAUAUGAGAGAAGCAAUAGGUUUAAUCAUGUAUCUCUCGUAAGUCCCGCUUAAUUAAUUUGGAGAGCGAGCACAAUGCGUGUAUCUCGUUUGCAAAAUCGAUUACUCGCGCAUUUGCAUUACAACGCGCCGUGAAAACAGCGUUGCAAUUUUAAUCACGCGAAAAGGCGAUGCCGAUCGAUAGGCAUGUAUAUAGUUAAUCUACAACCCGAAUAGACUAUCUUGGAAGUGUGUACCGCCAUCUGCUAUGUAUAUAUACAUGUGUGUGUGAGAGCGCAUCUUUGUCGCGAGAUAGGGGACGCGGAGCGAAGGAGUUCGCACGGAACAGAGACGCAUUUAUUCGAGGUAACGCGCUCCGAAAACUAUCGUUGACAAACAGUCUCGGUGAUCCCGAUAAGAAAUCGCGCGUCACGGCAAAUUCACGGCAAUUUGCGGCGCAGAAGUAUCCAUCCGCGAUAUCGCGACGCGCGCUUCGUUUCAGAGCGAGAGAGAAGGAGAGAAGAGAGAAGGAGAAAAGAUGCGCCCGCAGCAUGGCGAGACGCUCAGGCGCCUGCGUGGCCAGGUGACGUCAUUGGCGAACCGGGCAGCUCGCCGUCUACCAGACACUCAGUCUCGCCACGGCGCUCGAGGAGAUUAUAUGCGUUAUUUCUUUAUCGUGCUUUGCACCAAUCGGUCGCGCAAGCUGACGCCCGCGCUGAUCUCGACGAUGAGAUCGAGAUUCGCCCUAUCUGAGAUUCUCGUCGACAAGAAGAAGAAUUGAAAUUUGAAGACGAGUGCGAACGAGUAAAGGUAUUAAACCGCCGGUCGUUCACCCGAUGAUAAAACCUAUUAUAUACACGCGACUCCCGUGAGAUAUUCUCUUAUGCAAGAACUGUGGGACAGAUGAGUCGUUGAGCGGAAAAACGGUGUCGAGUCGGGCAGAAGAAAGUCUCUCUAUACAUCUGGGAAAUCAUUUUUCUCGUCGGAGCCGGAGUCGGGUACGGGAAAGUAGAACUAGUGAAAAUAGACACACGUCGUGCCGAUAUCGCGCGAGCGCGAUUGGUCGUUCGAUACACACACGUGCGGCUAACUUCAGACCAUUCGAACUUAAUCGUGCGUUUCGCGGAGUGAUGCGCGAGUGAGACAGAGAAGCUCUUCGUCUUUUCGUUUCGGAUGUGGCAGUCGUCGUUCGAUUCGCGAUUCGAUACAUUAAUAUGAGCUCUGCUGCGAAUAAUAAUAUUAUGAGAGGAUGAGCUGCUCGGUGAAGAUCUCUUGCGGCAAGAGCUGGAACGGCUCGCAGCGCAGGAUCAGCUCCCUGGCGGAGGAGACGACGACGUGUCCUUCGAAUGUCCCCGCCGGCUGCGCUGUCAGCCAUCAGCCGACGUCGUCGACGUCGAGCUCGACGACCACGACCAACACGACCACCACUGUAACCGUAGCCUUCAACAACCCUGUCAUCGCCACCACUAGCACCACGACCAUCACCACCGCCGCAGCUACCACCAGCAUCAACGUCACCGUGGUCGGUGGCAAUCAGAGGGUCGUCCCACCACGCCCCGUCAAGUCGAUCGCCGCGAAGAAAGGGGAGGACACCACGAAGCUGCUCAAGUACAUCGAUGACAACGUCAUCGGCAAGAACGGCACGUUCUUCGGCCCGUUUGGCCGCAGGAAAGUGGUUUAUUGCGACUAUACCGCCUCAGGAAGGUCACUACAGUUCCUUGAAGAUUACAUCGCGAAGGAGGUACUGCCAUGUUUGGGCGACACUCGGGCAUCCACGUCCAUCUGCAGUCUACAAUCAUCUCUUUUCAGGCACGAAGCCCGAGACAUUGUCAGACACGCGGUCGGAGCCGGCGAGCAGGAUGCAGUCCUGUUCACGGGUCAAGGCACCGCCGCCGCCCUUCGAACACUUUUACGACAUCUCGAUCUCUCGAAAUCCACCGUGGUCUUCGUGGGCCCGUUCGAGCAUCACGCCAACCUGAGGCCUUGGCGUGAGCUCGAUGUCAAGAUAGUACGAGUUUCCGAGACCCGGGAGGGCUUCCUAGAUCUGAAUGAUCUCGAACGAGGACUGACUAGAAUGCGGAGCGAGGGCGUUGCGCAAAUGAUUGGAUGCUUCAGCGCUGCCAGUUGCAUAACGGGGGUUUUGGCAGAUGACGUCGCGACGACCCUCCUGCUGCACCAAUACGGCGCGCUUAGUGUGUGGGAUUACACCACUGCAGCGCCGUGUAUUCAGAUCGACAUGAAUCCGAAUUUACCCGGAGUCGGGGAGACCGCGGUGCACAAGGACGCCAUCAUCUUCGCGGGUCACAAGUUCAUCGGGGGCGUGCAAUCGCCUGGUAUACUGGUGACCAAACGGUGGCUCCUGCGAGAGGAUGUCGAGGCAGAGGAUAUGAGAGACUCCCAUCGUUAUCAUCGCGAUCCCGAGCUGCGAGAGGAGAGCGGCACCGCCGGUGUCGUCGAGAGCAUCAGAUGCGGACUGGCGGUGCAGCUGAAGGAGAACGUCACGCCGAGAGCGAUUGUCGCUCGACAGGACAAGAUUUCUAGGCAAGUUUUAUCCCACGUGCGUACAAUCCCGGAAUUGAUUCUACUCGGCAGCUCGUCGCAGAACGUGAAGCGACUGCCCAUCUUCUCUUUCAUGGUACGCCAUCCUCGCGGCACGUUUCUACAUCAUAACUUUGUCUGCGCCGUCCUGAACGACGUCUUCGGUAUUCAAGCACGAGGAGGAUGCGCAUGCGCGGGUCGUUAUGCUCACGAUCUGAUGGGGAUCGACCGGGAACUUGCCAAGGAAUACGAAAGCAUCCUCUUGGAAGAACAACGCAACGGCACCGAGGAGACUACUGCGGAGGGUCUCAGGCCGGGCUUCGCCAGGCUAUCCUUUCCCUAUUUUAUGUCCGAGGCGGAAGUCGCCUUUGUCCUGGAAGCUCUCAAGAUGGUGGCCACCGAGGGUUGGAAAUUGCUGCCGCAAUACGUGCUGAAUCCCGAUACCGGCGAAUGGCGGCAUCACACCAACAGCGUCUUCAAGGAACGCAAGUGGUUGGGCUCGAUCAGAUACACGGAUGGCAAAAUGAGCGCAACGGAGAGGCGAGUUUCCGGUUCCGGCGUCUUCCCGCAGACUUACGGCGAUUGCCUUCAAACCGCCCGCAACAUCUUCAACCGCGCGCGUAAAAUGGCGCAGCGAUAUCCGCUCCAGAUCGACAAGAGUUUCAAUUUCGUCUGCCAGCGUAUGGAAGCGUUACGUUGGUUUAUGCUGCCGAGCGAAGCGCAGGAUCUCCUUUUGGGAAAUUCGCAGAACGUCAAACAGGACGUACCGUUCAAUCCAUUGUUAGCCUGGAACAGGUACAGCCGCACGAAUGCCAUCACGUGCCACGAUAGUCUGGUGAACUGUCUGACGCUGACCAACGGAAUUAGACGGCUCAACAGUGACAUUCCGCGUACGGGUAAUAUGCUCCUCUCAUCAACUUCGCCGAGACAUCGUAGUCUACCUGCGCUGAGCACAGUUAGGCGAGCCAUGAUCGCGACCACGAUCGAGCUGAGUCAGCCGUCGUCAUCGAGCAACAGCGAAGAGGAGAGUCCGAAUCCAAAUGAACACGGCACUUUCUUCGGUGGACAACGAUCACCCGCCACGUGUCCGAAUUCACCGAUGCCAGUCAGAUUUGCGGUGGGCGAGGCCGUGACCACUUUGGGAUCGAUAUCUCGCACAGCUGUUCGACCUACGAAGGAGCAGAGGGAAUUGAUAGAUGCGAACAACGCCGGACGCGCUAGAUGCAAUUCUUUGGGAAGUACCACCGAUGGAUGCAACGUUCCAGGAAAUCGCGUCGGUACCACAUCGGCGUCUUCGCCGAUUCCGCCGCUUCCCUUGAGCCCGCAGACUCUGACUAGUUUGGGACUGAGUACAACAAACGGUUCGUCGAGGCAGAGACGUCUUCACUGCAGCUGCAGCAGUCAAACGGAAUUGAACUCACUGGAAUUGGAUUCCGCCGCCAGCCCGAGUCAUUCGAUUUCCUCCUUGAGCUAUAAUCAUAAUCCGGCGUCACCACCAUCUUCAUAUUCGUCGACCAGUGAUUAUACCGAGAGAUUGGUUGGCGGUGGUAGAUCAUCACCGAUCUCCACGAGUACGAGCCAGAGAUCCGAGGAUGAUCUGAGUGCAUAUGUAAAGGAAAUGACCAAGGAACUAGCGACGGAAAUAAAAUCGGAGAUUCGGGAAGUUAUCUCUAAAGUCGAUGACGCUCUGUCGGAGACGAAUACAUCCGAAAACACACCGCAACAUCAUUCACGAGCUCACAGCAUGAUUAAUCAAACAUUUGUGGAGGAUAAGCAGCAAUUGAGGCAUGACUCGUUCACAGCCAGUGACAUCGCCGAAUACUUGAUGGAAUUUUCGAAAGAAAUGGCUAGCGAAGUGAAAUCCGAGAUAAGGUGCAUGGUGAACGCCGUUGAUGGACUUCACAGGUAUUCGCCUGAUGCUUCCACUUCCGACGUUUCCUCAAACGGAUGCGGUUCACCCGAUCGAGGAAGAAUUGUACUUACAUCUUCGGCAUCCCCGCGUCUUUCGAGCUCGAGAAAAAACGGUCAGAUCGAGAUCACCAGCAAGGUCGGCGAAUUAUCGCAGCAGGAAAGCAAGAUGUCUAGUGAAUGUUCUUCGGACGAGACAGUCAUCUAUGUGAUGAAGCCAUCCGAAAACGAGCAGAUAGUGCGCAAUCGCUCGAAGACGGAGGACGAGGAAGUGGAUGUGGAUGAUUAUGUGGAUGAUGAUACACAAGAAGGACGUGGCGGUCUGGACAUCGGCGAUACCCGGAAGAUCCUACCGAAGAUCUAUUCGGCUGUGAACUCGGUCAGUUCUCAAGACAGUGGUAUAAACCUGUCCUUUCACGAGAGCGACAAAUCGAUAGACUCGCUAGAUCUAAAACGAAGCAGCAGCGCUGAAUCCAACUCCGCCAACAAUCACGGACGAAAGCCUAGGACGACGUCGAUGAUGAGUUUAUCGACUAAGAGUGGCAGCAAGCAACAAGCGCGUCAAAAUGACAAUCUCUCGGAAGAUGAGGAAUGCACGGGUGAUCUGAGAGAGGAAGAAGGCGAUGGUCAGGAGAAAAAUUUCGAGGACGACUCAAGACUCGAAUUUCCGCGAACUCAGUGGCACUGUCCACCGAAAAAUGUUUGGAAACCUUCGGUGGAGGCAAUGCAGGAAUUCGAUAUGAUUCGGGACACCGACAGAGUUCUAGUUUGUCUAUCAGCGAAUGGCAAAGACUCACUGUCUCUUCUGCAUACUCUGCAUCAGUACAGAUUUUACGCCAAAUCGAAGGGGAUUGACUUUGAGAUUGGUGCGGCUACUAUUGACACGGGUGGUUCUGAUCCCUUGGAAAUGAUGAGUUAUCUAAAAGCCCUGGACGUCCCUUAUUUCUAUGAGGAACAGGUGACAGAUUCGACUAAUGCUAACGUUGACAACCCGUUGGACGCCAGCAUCGCCAGCGGCACUUGCAGUUUCUGCAACAGAUCGGUCAGGACGCAAUUGUAUUCUUUGGCGAAACGCAACGGAUAUAACGUGUUGGCGCUCGGUCAACACUUGGACGAUCUCACGGAGAGUUUUCUCAUCUCGGUAUUACACGGUGGUGUGUUGAGAACCAUGAAGGCUCAUUACUACAUACGUCGAGAGGAUCUUAGGGUCAUCCGACCGUUUAUCUACGUGCGGGAGAAGGCGUUAAGACAGUUUGCUGAAAGCAAAAAGCUUCCGAUCUCGCGGGAUUUAAAAACAUUGUCUGAGAAACAAAAUAGAAGAAAGGAGUUGAUGCUUCAGCAGGAACGCGCGUAUCCCCGACUACAUUGGUCCGUGCGCACGGCUUUACGACCUUUGAUAACCGCUCACGGCCAAAUCACUGCUUUUGAUUUGACCUGCGGCGGAAACGGCGGCAACGACAUCGUCAACAGUCCAAAUAGCAGCACUAGCAGCAGCAUAAGUAGCACCUGUAGCAGCACAAGCGGCGGCGGUAACAGCAACGGCAGCAAUAGCAGCAAUCAGCAACAGAAGCGACAUCGGAGAAGCAAAAAUAAUUCCGUGGCGACUACCUCCUCGUCUCAGCAGACGACCGACGAGAACGACGAGACCGACGAGGAGCCCGUGCUUUGAGGCGGGCCUGUCGCGAGAUGGGAUCCCGAUCGUCGCACGGUCUCAUCCUCGCGUCCCCGUCGCAGGUGUCCGACGUCGACGUUCGCCCUCGUUCGAAGAAGACGAUUGCGCUUCGCAGCCGCGGUGGCUGCCGCCAAAGCCAACGAUCAAAGAUGCGUCGAGCAUGGCAACUGAGGCGUGAUGGGGAAGGAGAAGCAUUUAAACGCAGCAAUUUCGCAAAGAAAAUUUGAAGACUAUUGUCCACUGAAAUAUUAUUCGCGUGUGUAAUCCUUGCUCGUCGCGCGAAAAUGAAUCGUUGAAAAGUGAAAAAUCAUUAUAGUGCGAACAACCGUCUUAUUUACUCGAGAGAAAUGAUUUUGUCAAGAACGAUAUGAUCUCGGAUACGAAGAAGUUGCUUUCCGCAAUUGAAUGGACGUUUUUUCGAAGAAAUAGAGGAAAAAAGAAAUGCGGUCGGCAGAAUGUUACUUAAUUGACGGAUAAUGUAAGGACUAUGUAAGCAUAUGUCCUCUUUUGUGUUUACGAUGAAAAAAACUUGCUUGCUUACGGAUAGUUAAGCGUGUCGGCAGCUGAUUAGCUGCUUUACACGGAGAUACGAUGCAAUGAUAAUCGAUCGAUGAACCGAUAAGGGACGGGAUAAUCGACGUUAUAUCAUGUUCACAUCGACACGGGACGAUAAAUAGGUCGUCGCGUAUUAAGGGACGCGAUACGCUUGAGAGACGCGAUAAGCGAUAGCUGCUUAAUAUUGAGACAGAUAUUAUGUGUUAUGUAUCUUAUAUAGAGAAGAAGUCAUGCAGCAGGGAGACCUAGAAAUAGUUUCGUGAGAAGGCCAAAACCUCGACCGAUCUCGCGAAAAAAAAAAGAUCGUUCCACGACACUAUUAUAUCUUUUUUAUAUACAUAUACAUCAUUUUUUAUUUGAUAUGUCGCCGCCUUUUGUGUGUGUGGCAUCGCUCUAAUAAUUAAUAAUUAAUUGGGAUCAUUAAGAUCUUGAAGAUCGAGAGAAGUUUUGUGAGUUGAUCAGCUCCUUUGAUCCUUUUUGAUAUCUUUUUCUAAUGCGCGUUUUUUGAAUACGGUAUAUUUCAACUUUUUCGACGAUACGACUUGACUUGAUGGGCGUCAUUUUUUUGCGGUCAAAAAAAUGCGUCCCUCGGAUGAUCUGUCGAGAAAAUUCUGUCGGUUCACGGAACGUCAUUUCAGAUGAAUUGGAUGCGAUAUCGUAUUUGUUGAAUCGGUUAGUCCUAACUUUCGACUAGCUCGAUCAAAUUUUGUUGUCGAGAUAGAGAUGCGAAAGGACCACGUCGAGAGGUUUUGACGAAUUCUCACCUGCAUGAACUUCGAAAAAAGAGACCCAGGUAGCAAGUGAAUGAUGUCAUUAAACGUCAAAAUGACGUCAUUUUGCUACUUGGAGAGGCACUCAUGCACGCACGUGAUGCGUAAGACUUUAACGUAUACGCUUCUCGCGAAUAAAACGUAUUAAGACAUUGGAGAUCGUCUAAAUAUAUUUCCAAAUAAUAAAAAAAAUUUGUUAAGACGUGUACUGAAAUAUGGUGACAAUUAAGAAACGUUACAAUGUCUUACUUUCUACGUGAUUUGGAUAAUGCGAUAAAUAUGAGAAGCUUGUAAAUAAAAUUAAUUUAAGAGUUUGUUAGAAGAGACAAGUUUUUUGUAUCUAUCGGAUAUAAAUAUCUCAAUGUGGCGAUCUCCAAUGUUUUAGUACUGUGCAAAAACGAAGGCUUUUUCUUCUUAACUGGCAUCACCGACAACACGAUGACACAAUAAAAACUGCGCUUCUUUUUCAAUGUAAGUUUGUUUAUCCGUGAUGCAGCCCCAUCUCCGCUGUGAUCGAUAAGUUAAGUUUCGAUACAAAAAAAAGACGGCAAAUGAUGAACGAGUUGCAAAUAAGAGUCUGGAUAUAUCGGCGGUUUCUUGAAAAAUGUAAUAACUUGAUAGAUCGUUGCAUGUUACACUUCGAUGGAAUUGAUGAAAAAUAUCAAUCAAGUAGAGUAAAAUGCUAAAUUUUCGCGAAAAAUUAAAUUGAAUUUUGAUCGAAGAUGUAUCAAAUUAUUCUAAUGUUUCGUCUAACGAUAACAAAGACUCGAACACGAUUGUAUCAACAAUUCGGGAAUCAAUUAAUGUUGAAUAAAUGAUUCCCAAUUCUAAAUCAUAGAGACCUGUCUAUUAGAUAGACAAAGCGAUAAAAUUCGCGCAAUAAAAUGCAUGUUGUAUAAGAAAAGAUUCCCAUGGGAAUUAUUUAGGAAUGGAAACGAUUAAAAUCGACAGGUAUAAUGGACAGAAGAUGAAUGAUGUUACGUUGGAAGGGAAGCGCAUGUAAUUUGGACCAUGUAAAUGUCAGUUAAUAGAGAAUCAGCCGGAUGGCAUAAGAAAACUUAAGAAGAUAGUCCGAAAAAAACUAAUAUCAAGAUUUGAAAAAGGACGUCUCCGAUAAUAUUAUAUAUAUAUAAUUCAUAAGCCGAUAGGCACCAAUCGAUUAUGAUACUUAUAGCAGCAGUGGUCUUAUGUUGUUCACUUCUCUCAUGUUCGGCUGUUGUAAACGCUCGCUAAUUGUUAGGACUAUAAGUAAGACUUAAGACUUGUACGUAGAGAUCGCAUGUACAACAACGUGUACGCAAUGUAGACGAUGAUCGUAUAAAAAUAAUACGUACGUACCGUUUGUGUCGUACUCAGUUUUUUAAGGCGUUCGUUCAUUCGUUUGUUCGUUCGUUCAUUUAUUCAUUCGUUCAUCGUUGAAUCGAAGAUGAUAAAAGGCGGAAUUAACAACCAAAUGCGACAAGUGAAAAGGAAGUCUUGAUCUAUAAUGAAUCAUUGCGAAUAGAUAUUCUCAUAUUUUCCGAGAGUUACGAAAGGGACAUUGUUACUGUAAAGAUAUGUAAGUUUAUUUAUCGCUAAUAAAAAUGAACGUUUAAGAAAAAAAUA